AUGCAUCUCAGAGCUUCGGAUGCAAUAAUCCAUGGUAAGGAGAAGGUAAAAAAACAGUACGACAAGAAUAUAAAACCCCUACUAUUGGAACCAGGAGAUUGGGUUUGGAUUAAGAAUCAAGGAAGAGAUCGUCUGGGAGCAUUAGUAAAACCAUAUCUAGGGCCCUACCAAAUUAAAGAAUUACAAGGAGACAUUAAAAUACGCCAACAUGUCUUCUAUUCUAGAUUCGCCAUCGCCCUCCUCUGGCAACCAGGCCUAACGGACGAAGACCGACUAACUGUCACCCAGUUAACGAAUUUACCCAACAUCCACUUUGAUCCUAUGGGCACCACGAGAUUAUACCACAAGCAAUGGAAGACAAUCCUGUACAUCGACCUCAGGGAUGUUAAAACAAUAGAACUCCAAAUAAAAGAAGCCUUGAGACACUCAUUUCUAGAGUCAGGUAACAAAGUGACACACUUCACCCUGGAACAUAUGAAAGAAAGGUUUCAAAGGGGGGUUGGAUAUAAACAUAUAUUAUUAAGUAGCUUAGGAUAUAGAAAAACUAAUUAUAAUGAACAUAAUAGGAUUAAGCGCGGAUGGUUAAACCCCAUCGGUGAGGUAGCAAACAUUUUAUUCGGUACACUUAGCAGUAAAGACGCAGAGUAUUAUAAUAACGAAAUCGACAAAUUAUAUGCGAAUAAUAAACGAAUUAAUACACUAAUUGCUAAUGAAACUACUAUUGUUAGAAGUAUGCUAAAGAAUAUGAAUGCGUUUGAUAGUAAGAUUAAUAACUAUGUAGAACAAUUAACGAAUACAACUAAUGAUAAUUUAUAUAGACUAAACAAACGCGAGAUAGUCUUGGAAUCCUUGUUACAACUAAAUGAAAUUAUAUCAGAACACAACGAAUUAAUCAGUAAUUUGCGUAAUAUUGUUGUAAACGGAGAACAAGGAAAAAUCGAUCCCUUACUAGUCGAACCGCGACAGUUAACACAAAUACUGAAAACAAUUGAACAAAAGUACGGUUCCAAUAGAAUGAUAUUUCCAAUCACAGAUGAGUAUGCAUAUAGAUUUCUCAAGUCAGCAUCAAUCAAUGUAUUUGUGUUAUCAUCAUAUAAACUUUGUUUCGAAAUAAGAUUUCCUAUUUUAGAAGAAGAAAUUUACAUUUUAUAUCAAAUGGUACCGAUACCGCAACUAACUAGCGACUACAUAUACUUAUUAAAUACAAUAGAACGAUACAUACUAAUUGAAAAAAAUACACGACACUUUACGUAUAUGUCAGACACCGAUGUAACCAACU
Megachile rotundata (alfalfa leafcutting bee) is the source of this 1279-nucleotide messenger RNA. RefSeq lists its product as uncharacterized. Lineage: Eukaryota; Metazoa; Arthropoda; Insecta; Hymenoptera; Megachilidae. The record is from RefSeq and is a predicted model, not a curated record.